Messenger RNA from Pseudopodoces humilis (Tibetan ground-tit), 725 nucleotides. RefSeq names its product calcium and integrin binding family member 2 (gene CIB2). Gene Ontology annotation, cellular component: cell periphery; stereocilium; cytoplasm. The record is from RefSeq and is a predicted model, not a curated record. Gene Ontology annotation, biological process: calcium ion homeostasis. Lineage: Eukaryota; Metazoa; Chordata; Aves; Passeriformes; Paridae. Gene Ontology annotation, molecular function: calcium ion binding; magnesium ion binding.
GGCGGUGCGGGAAGUGCAGGUGCGGACGGCCCGGUGCCGCCGGAGGAUGCGGGAGCUCCUGAUGCGCUGUGUGAGGAGGAUUGCACGUUCUUCACUCGAAAGGAAAUCCUUCGGUUGCACGGCCGAUACUAUGAAAUGGCACCAAACGUUGUGCCCAUGGACUAUACAAAGGACCCAGAUGUUAAACUACCUAUGCAGCUUAUAAUAAAUAUGCCUGAGCUAAAGGAGAAUCCCUUCAAAGAAAGGAUUGUGGAGUCUUUCUCGGAAGAUGGAGAGGGGAGCCUGAGCUUCAAUGACUUUGUGGAUAUGUUCUCCGUGCUCAGUGAAAUGGCUCCCCGAGAGCUUAAAGCAAUCUAUGCCUUCAAGAUCUAUGAUUUUAACACAGAUAACUUCAUUUGUAAAGCAGACUUGGAAAAAACCCUCAAUAAGCUGACCCGGGAAGAGCUGACAGCAGAGGAAAUCACUCUGGUUUGUGAGAAAGUGAUAGAAGAAGCUGACAUGGAUGGUGAUGGGAAAUUAGGAUUUGCAGAUUUUGAAAACAUGAUUUCCAAGGCACCGGACUUUCUCAGUACUUUCCACAUAAGAAUCUGAAGAUGUUUCUGCCAGUCCAGCCUGUCUGAAUUUCAGGCACUCCAGGGGGUUUUGUCCCCUAAUGAGAGCUUCUUAGAACUCAGCAGAAAGUACUGAAAUAAUUCUGGUCCACAAAGAGACAGAAGCAUCAUGUG